Molecule: messenger RNA, 1458 nt
Organism: Manduca sexta (tobacco hornworm)
Lineage: Eukaryota; Metazoa; Arthropoda; Insecta; Lepidoptera; Sphingidae
Gene: Fdh
Product: alcohol dehydrogenase class-3
Exons: 2
Coding region: 217-1347 (376 amino acids)
Biological process (GO): formaldehyde catabolic process
Cellular component (GO): cytosol
Molecular function (GO): S-(hydroxymethyl)glutathione dehydrogenase [NAD(P)+] activity; zinc ion binding
Source: RefSeq, a predicted model, not a curated record
UUGUAUCGUUAUUAUUAAAUACUCGUUGUCACUUGCGCAUCCGCAAAGCUAAUUACGGUAUUUACGAACUUGUGUUAUUGUUCAAUUACGUAUUGUAUAUAUUUAAUUUUGCAUUUCAGUGAGAAUUGGGUGGAUAUCUGCUAAAUCGAAUUCAAGCUCAAGGUCCAAGUCAAGACAGUUACUUCACUUGUUAGUUGGCAGUCGUCCAGAGCAGAUAUGUCGAAAGCUGGUCAAGUAAUCGAGUGCCUCGCGGCGGUCGCGUGGGAAGCCGGCAAGCCGCUGUCAAUCGAAACGGUCGAAGUGGACCCACCGAGAGCCGGAGAAGUGCGAAUUCAGAUUACCCACACUGGAGUGUGCCACACCGAUGCCUACACUCUCUCUGGAAGCGACCCGGAAGGUGUGUUCCCCGUCAUUUUGGGGCACGAAGGCGGUGGUAUUGUGGAGAGCGUCGGCGAGGGCGUCACCAGCGUGAAGCCCGGCGACCACGUCGUGCCGCUGUAUGUGCCACAAUGCAAAUCGUGUAAGUUCUGCUUGAAUCCCAAAACUAACCUGUGCCAGAAAGUGCGCAUCACCCAAGGACAGGGUGUUAUGCCCGAUGGCACUCGCCGUUUCCGAUGCAAGGGGAAGGAGCUGUACCACUUCAUGGGAUGUUCAACAUUCAGCCAGUAUACAGUAGUUCUAGAAAUUUCUCUUUGCAAAGUAGCUGAUAAUGCCCCGUUGGAUAAGGUCUGUCUGCUUGGCUGUGGAGUCCCAACAGGGUAUGGUGCUGCACUGAAUACGGCAAGUGUCGAGCCAGGCUCAAACUGCGCAAUAUUUGGUCUUGGGGCUGUUGGACUUGCUGUAGCCUUGGGUUGCAAAGCAGCUGGAGCCAAACGUAUCAUUGGUGUGGACAUCAAUCCUGAUAAGUUCGAGGUUGCAAAGAAAUUUGGAGUCAAUGAGUUUGUCAACCCAAAGGACUAUGACAAACCGAUACAACAAGUGUUGGUUGAUCUUACUGAUGGAGGUUUGGACUAUACAUUUGAGUGCAUUGGUAAUGUAAACACAAUGAGAGCAGCUCUAGAGGCUUGCCACAAAGGGUGGGGUGUCUCUGUCAUCAUUGGAGUUGCUGCUGCUGGCCAAGAAAUCAGCACUCGGCCAUUCCAGCUGGUGACUGGACGUACCUGGAAGGGAACAGCUUUUGGAGGCUACAAGAGCCGUGACAGUGUACCAAAGCUUGUAGAUGAGUACCUUGAGAACAAACUGCCUUUGGAUGAAUUUGUCACUCAUAAUGUCCCACUAAAGGAAAUUAAUGAAGCAUUCCACUUAAUGCACGCUGGCAAGUCCAUCCGUGCUGUGGUCAAUUUGUAAAUUGUAUGUAGUGAAGAUAUUUUUCUAUAAAUGUAUGUUUUCCACAUGUAACUCAGCAUUUUAAUGCACUUGUUUUCUGUUAAUGUUUAUAAAUACAUAUUUAUGAUAUAA